Messenger RNA from Bacillus rossius redtenbacheri, 2692 nucleotides. RefSeq lists its product as uncharacterized. The record is from RefSeq and is a predicted model, not a curated record. The transcript is spliced from 2 exons. Gene Ontology annotation, molecular function: DNA binding. NCBI's taxonomy places the organism in Eukaryota, Metazoa, Arthropoda, Insecta, Phasmatodea, Bacillidae. Gene Ontology annotation, cellular component: nucleus. The coding region runs from base 199 to 2151 and encodes 650 amino acids.
AGUGCCCAUACUUGGGACAUAUCCCUAAUUUGGGACAAUUUGGGAUGAUUGAUUUUUCAUAUUGGCAUACCUGAUAGCACUCUGUCAGUCUGUAACAGAAAUGUUUACUUUGUAGUGGGGAUGUGUAGCUAUCACAUGGUGUGUGUAUAUAAAGAUUUGGUACACUCUUAGAGAUUCUGUAUGGAUCACUGAGGAAAUAUGGCUACAGCUGUUAAAAAAGUUUAUCAUAAUUUUGACCAAGACACUCUUGAACGUGCUGCUAAAGCUGUUAAUGAUGGCAUGAGUUAUAGAAAAGCAGAACAAAAAUUUGGAGUCCCUAAAUCAUCCAUACAACGCAAAGUUAAAAAUGUACAGCAACAUCCAUAUGGUCGCCCUCCUGUUUUGAGUGAAACAGAAGAAAAGCAGAUCGCUGAAUACUUGGCUUUGGCAGGGGAGUGGGGAUUUCCCCUUACAGCUUUUGACAUCAGAUGUAUAAUCAAAAAAUACCUGGACAAGAAGGGCAUGGUCGAACCUCGUUUCAAAAACAAUUUGCCAGGAAAAAAGUGGAUUAAAUGUUUUCUGGCCAGGCAGUGUGUGCAAUUGAAAUAUAGAAUGUGUACUAACAUUAAAAGAUCCCGGGCGGCAGUUACUCCUGAAGCUAUACAGGCAUACUUCGAGGAAUUGUCUGUUUCACUGGCAGAUGUUCCAGCAGAAGCUAUACUGAACUACGAUGAGACGAGUAUGCAGGACAACCCUGGACAGGCUAAAGUGGUUGUAAGAAGAAAAUGUAAACAUCCAGAAAGAAUAAUUGAUUUCACUAAGUCAACUUUUUCUGUAAUGUUUUCCGGUUCAGCUAGUGGUGUGGCACUUCCACCCUAUGUGGUGUACAAGGCUGAGAACUUAUAUGACACAUGGACUGAAGGUGGACCCCCUGGCACAAGAUAUAAUAGGAGCAAAUCAGGUUGGUUCGAGGGCAAUAUAUUUCAGGAUUGGUUCCUAACAAUUGCUCUACCUUACCUCAAACGGUUAGGUGAUGGGCCAAAAGCUGUCAUAGGUGAUAAUUUGGCCAGCCAUAUUUCUGCAACAAUUCUGAAAUUAUGUGUUGACAACAACAUUCGUUUCAUUAUGCUGCCACCCAACAGCACCCACAUAUGUCAACCCUUGGAUUUGGCUUUUUUUAGCCCUCUUAAAACAGCAUGGCGGAAGCAGUUGACUGAAUGGAAGAUGAAAAACAAGGGGUCAGUAAGAAAAGAUCAGUUCCCUAGGCUUUUGAAAAAGACUUUGGAUGCCAUUGGUGAUAACAUUUCCACAAAUUUGAAAUCUGGAUUUAAGAAGAGUGGCAUUUUCCCUGUGGACAAGCAGAAGGUUCUUGAAAGCUUGCCAAGCACAUCAUCUGCAAAUGAAAGUGAUGUAGUAACUGCUACAGUAGCAUUGAAGUCUUCAUUUGAGGCAUUCUUACAACAAUCACGUGAAAAAGAAACAGGUGUAAAGCAAAGAAAGAAAAAGUUAAUCGUGAAUGCGGGGAAAAGCUUGGCUGCACAAGAUGUUCUAGAUGAAUUGCAGAAACGUUCACAGCCAAAAAGUAAACAAACCACAAAGCAGCAGAUAAACACGGGUGAGAAGGAAAAGUCCAAAGUGAAGAAAAAGAGAGGUUUGUGUCAAAAUAUUUUAAAACAAUCAGUUAAGAAAAUGAAAAUGAAGCAGAAAAGUGACACUUCUGAAGACAGUGAUUGCAAAAUUUCUCUACAUGAUAGUAACUCGUCAUUCGGUGAAGAUUUCUCGACACUGUUUGAUGAUGACAUUCAAGAAAUGCUAGAGAGGGAAACAUUAAGUGAGCAGAAAAUGGUUUAUGAAGAUGUUGAACCAAUAGAAACUGUUGAUAUUUGUGGACAACAAGCAGCGACCUCCAUGAAAGAAAAUGAUUUUGUUGUUGUUGAAGUUACUUAUGACAAAGGGAAAAAAUAUGAAUGUAAGAAAGUGUUCAUUGGCAAAAUUGUAGACAAGAAAAAUUCAAGAUACAAAGUAAGCUAUAUGAGAAACUAUUUAGGAUCAAAAGACGUGUUUGUUUUCCCAACUGUAGAGGAUAUCGAAGAUGGUGUUCCUAUUCACAGGAUUAAAAAGGUGAUCACACCCCAGAGCGAAAAUAGAGGACGAUUCAAGUUUCUUUUUUGAAAUGCAUUUUGAUGCAGAGUUCCUCCUAUCAAAAAGACUGGAAAAAAAGACUGAAAUGUUACAUAACUGUUUUGUUUAUAUGUAAGCAAAGCUAUUGAAAUAUUAAUACUAGGCUAUAUUUAUUAUCAAAUAAUUGUUGUUUAGUGAAUAGUCAUGUUGGGUGUCUAGAUGUAUCUCCAACCAUUACUUUAUAGCCUACUUUGUAAGCCAUUCUUUUUUAAACAAAAUUAUGUUGUCCUAUGUUAAAUUACAGGCUUCUUAGCAUGGUACACUGUGUGAAACACAUGAUGUCCCAAGUUAGGGGUAGUGGUUCCUUACUUGGGACAACACUGUUUUUCACUGGUGGGGAGGAGAGGGAAAGCUUUUUCGAAAAAACAUUUAAUUAUUCAAAAAGUACUAAAGUCCUUCAGAAACAAGUCAUGCACUAUUUGUGCUUUAAAGCUUAAUUUAUUAUGUUUAUUUGAGUUCAAAGUUCAAAACUGUCCCAAGUAUGGGGACUUGACUGUAUAUAAUAUUUUGCAAACAGUGCAUUACUCAUAGA